AUGUCUGUAAAACUCAUGCGUCUCUGGGGUUUUUGUUCUGUCGCAUUCCUUGUCAUUGAGAUAACGUUUCUAAGCAUCCACUGGCAGCGCGACAGUGGCCCGCACCAUGGAUUCGAUGGCCGCGUGAGUGACUGGGGAAAUGGCGCUGCUGACAGCGCGAGGAGAGUGAGCGAGUGUCGGUCGAUGUUCGAAAUGAACAGCGACGAGAAGAGGAUUUCUCGCGACACCAACCACUACGAGGACCUCGGUGUCGCGUUGCCCUUUCACCCUCGCCAUCGUGGGGCCUCACAGUCUCCUUCAGGGACGCCGGGACCGAGGGCUCUUGGCGCGGAGGACCCGGAUCCCCGUGCAUCCUCGACAGGAGGAAGGCUCCCCUACCUUCCGUGCCAGCUGCAGGAGUACGGGCCCGAGCUCACCCUUGACUGCAUGAGGGCAAGGCUUGGCCGGGGCAGGAAGCUGUGGAUCUUGUUUGCCGGAGAUUCGAAGAUUCGAUAUACCUUCUUUAAGUUUCUUAACGUCACCAAAAGCAUGCAUUACAAUAUCUCGUACCAGAACACUUCAGGCAGUCUUGAGGUCGUCAUAAGCAAAUUGGAUGAAAUCAGGUGGACACAUUUUGACGCUGUGUCAAAGAUCAACCCAAGCCUACGUGUUUCCAUGCGAUUUUGCACGUUUCUAGUGAGCUCCUCCUCGACCUUUGAGUAUCGAGAGGACGUUCAGCUCCUGAAGAGAUUGGCGGCGGGGACUGACCCGGCUCCUGAUCUCUUGGUGACGGCAUACUCCACUUGGACACUUGGAGAGAUGGACUGGGGACAUGUUAUUCCUUAUCUCAGUGUCUUAGACCUUAUGAAAGAAGGGCUCUCUCGAAUGGUCCCACUGCUACAUCGCAUAUCACUGCGAACUCGCGUCCUUGUGCUGUCGGAGAGUCGCGUAAAGCCCUUUGCGCCUCAUGAGAACCACAUGCGACCCGCCAUCUUCGCUGACAGCAACAUCGAGUGGAGUGACAUGAUAUUCUUCCAUUACCUUCGGGAGGUAGAAGAGCCCCAGAACCGAGAUGGGCGGUCGCUCUCGGGCUCUCGGGGUAAGAGGGACUGGCUUAAGGCCGACUCGGACGGCCUCUGGUGGUGGGACUCGCUCCUGCCUCAUGGUCUGGCCGUGAGGGCUUUGUGCGCGGAGCUGCACAUGCAAAACCUCACUCUCACGCCGCUGUACGCUCACUUGCGAUGCGACGACACUAACCACGACGGCGAGACAACACUGGAAGAGGGAGUGACUAUGCUGCUCAAUCUCAUAUGCAACACUGCUGUCAGUUUACACGUCAACAAUGCUUGUUGCCAAUAGCUGGUUAGUCCGUCAUUGCUCUGAUUAUAUUUCCAUUGUUCGAAGAUGUACUAUUUUUAAAGCUGCAGCACUCUCCCUUUACUGCACAUCUUAAAAUGCAAAACCGGGUCCACUUUGAAUAGCCUGUCCUGUGUCAUGAAGUAUGAACAUCACUUUUUAAACGGAAAAGGGCACUUGUAAGCAAUAAUAUAUAAUAAAGUGACUACAUAUUAGUUAUA
This is a messenger RNA of Penaeus monodon (black tiger shrimp), 1556 nucleotides long. RefSeq lists its product as uncharacterized. The coding region runs from base 1 to 1338 and encodes 445 amino acids. The record is from RefSeq and is a predicted model, not a curated record. The transcript is spliced from 4 exons. Lineage: Eukaryota; Metazoa; Arthropoda; Malacostraca; Decapoda; Penaeidae.